UUUGCAAGAGGAAGCAAAUGAAUGUGUAAGAGGGGCAGAGCAACAAAGAGCUAAAAUCCAAGCAAAGUGAAUGAAAAGAAAGGGGAAAAACUGCUUCGAUUGAGGAACUAGUAAACUAUACCUCCAUUUGAAACAUGCAGCAGAAGCAGUGGAUGCAUGUGGCUGUUCUGGCUCUCUUGCUUGUUACAUAUGUGCUAGCAGAAGUUGGGAAGCCAGAAAAAUCAGGUAAGAAAGAACGUAAGUCAGGAUGUGGAGACUGGCAAUGGAGUGUGUGUGUGGCAAAUGAGGGUGACUGUGGCCUGGGCACUAGAGAGGGAAUCCGUACUGGCACUGGCUGCAAGCAGGCAGUCAAAACUCAGCGUUGCAAGAUUCCCUGCAAUUGGAAGAAGCAGUUUGGAGGUGAGUGCAAGUAUGAUUUCCAGUUAUGGGGUGAGUGUGAUUUAAUCACAGGGAUGAAGACCCGUAAUGGUACACUGAAACGUGCUCUCCCAGAUGCUGACUGCCCCUCCACGGUCUCUGCCACAAAACCCUGUGGCAAGACCAAGACCAAGCUACAAGGCUCAUUGAAGCCAAAACGUGGCAGGAAGAAGAAAGAGCAAGCCCCGUCGAACUAGAGGUGAAAAAAGAAAUAACAGUCACCCUUCCCCUUUAUUUCUCUGAUAUGCGAUGGAAGAGACAGGGGUGGCAGUGGUAACACAUGGAUGGAAGGACAUGAGAAAAUGGAAAUGAGAGAAUUUCCCUCCCUAUCUCCCCCAAGAACUUUUGUAGAGGUUUGAAUAUAAAUAU
This is a messenger RNA of Neoarius graeffei (lesser salmon catfish), 786 nucleotides long. RefSeq names its product pleiotrophin (gene ptn). Gene Ontology annotation, molecular function: growth factor activity. The record is from RefSeq and is a predicted model, not a curated record. Bases 135 to 614 code for a protein of 159 amino acids. NCBI's taxonomy places the organism in Eukaryota, Metazoa, Chordata, Actinopteri, Siluriformes, Ariidae. The transcript has 5 exons.